AUUCAUUAUCAAGAGCAACCGAAUUGAAUUGAACAACGUGAAGAAGAAGAAAACAAGAAAAGAAAAAAAAUUUUCUCUCUCAUCAUCAUUUGUGGCCGUUAUAUCCAGUUAAUCUUUGUUAUUGGUAUCAUCAUCAUUGUUUCAGUUCAGUUCAUCAUCAUCAUCAGACAUAUAUCAGUGUGCAAUCAUCCAAAUUUUUGUUUCCAUUAUCGUCACAACCUACAUAGUAGACGGGAUCGAAUGUGUGAAAUUUUUUUUUCGAAAUCAUUUUUCUAGCCAUUUCGAACAAAGAAUAAGCCACGUUUCAAUGAUAAUUUAGAGAUUCGUUGUUUUGUUUUGUUUUUCUUUCUGGUUUUCAUUUGUCAAAUUCAUCGAUAAUUUCGUUUUUCAAUUAAAAAAAAAUGACAACAAAAACUCAAUCAUCAUCAUCACCAUCGACAACAUCAUCGCCACAAUCCAAACAAUCAUUACAUCAUGUAAAUUUCAAAACAGAUGAUAAUAAUAAAAUGAAUGAAAGAAAAAAACGUUAUCUAACAGCCAAAUAUGGACAACAUCAAAUGAAUUUGAUAAAAAAACGUUUAAAAGUUGAAACAUGGAUGUAUGAACAGUUACAAUUUUUAUUUGAUUCUGAUGAUAACCUAAACAAUAUCGAUAUCGAUCUUGAUGAAGUUUUAGAUUUGGAAGGUAAAAUACGUAAACAAUGGUUAAGAGAAAAAUUAAUCGAUGCAAAAAAAUCCAAAGAAUUGGUCGAAAAAUUUAUUGUGGAAUUAUUGGAAAAGGCUAAUACGUUAUAACAAACAAACAAUCAACAAAAUGAAUGAUGUCUUUUUUAGGUGUAAAUAGUGUGUGUAUCUUUCAAAAUUUCUUCAUUUCCGUGUAUGCAUUUAUUACAUGUAAAAAAAAAAAAUUUGUUGCCCAGCAUUUUUUUUUGUUUUGUUUUGUUUUUUUUUCUGGUCAAGAAAUGAAAAUCUGAUAUGGCCAAAAAUAACCCAUAAUAUUGCCAUUGAGUCACAGAGUUAUAUGUACAUGAAACAGAAAAAACAAACGAU
Messenger RNA from Dermatophagoides pteronyssinus (European house dust mite), 1049 nucleotides. RefSeq lists its product as uncharacterized. The record is from RefSeq and is a predicted model, not a curated record. Lineage: Eukaryota; Metazoa; Arthropoda; Arachnida; Sarcoptiformes; Pyroglyphidae. Gene Ontology annotation, cellular component: cytoplasm. Gene Ontology annotation, molecular function: protein serine/threonine phosphatase inhibitor activity. Gene Ontology annotation, biological process: regulation of phosphorylation.